UAAACGACACUCCCGAAAGGCCGAAAUGAAUUAAAUAAAAAAAAAUAAUUUCCAACAAUAAUAGUAGUUUUAUUUAUUUUUAUUUUUUGGGCUUUCCUUUCUUUUCCUUCUCUGUUAUUGAAAUGAACGGAGAAGGAAAAAAAAGCGAUGAACUGAAAAUGGAGGUAGUUAAUAGAGAGCGUGUAGUUUUCAUGUGGGGAUAUUUACCUGGAGCGUUACCGCAACGAGCUCCGCUUGUAUCGCCGGUUCUUGUGCGGAUUCCGGAUUCCAUUGACCAUUCUUGGACCGACGUAUGCGGUGGCGGUUGUGGAUUCGCCAUGGCCAUUUCUGAUUCAGGGAAGCUUAUCACUUGGGGUUCAACUGAUGAUUCAGGUCAAAGCUACGUUACAUCAGGGAAGCAUGGGGAAAUUCCAGAGCCAUUUCCACUUCCAACCGAAGCUUCUCUAGUAAAAGCAGCCGCUGGCUGGGCACACUGUGUUGCAGUUACAGAAAAUGGCGAAGUUUAUACAUGGGGGUGGAAAGAGUGUAUUCCCUCAGGGAAGGUAUUUGGUGAUCCAUCCACUGGGACUAGUUUAGAGAAGGAUGUAUUUGAAAGACAGAACUCUUUGACAGAGCAAGUGAGCCCUCACUCUCAAAGCUCAAGAUCAAGUGGCGAAACAUUUUCUGCCACCAAUACUAAAGGAGUUGGAGAGGAAAGUACAAAAAGAAGAAGAAUAUCAUCAACAAAACAGUCUGCUGAAAGCUCAUCAUCUGGUGAUGAAACUGUGUCGGCAUUGCCAUGUCUCGUAGCUCUAAAUCCGGGAGUCAGGAUUGUGACUGUAGCUGCCGGUGGGCGCCACACUCUAGCAUUGUCAGAUAUCGGGCAGGUCUGGGGUUGGGGCUAUGGUGGUGAGGGACAACUUGGUUUGGGUUCUAGGAUAAGAAUGGUAUCCUCGCCCCAUCCUGUCCCUUGCAUUGAGCUAUCUUCUUUUGGGAAAGAUAGUGUUGCUGCAUGUUCUCGAGGUAGCUUGUGUUCAGAAGGGCAGGGUUUUAGAGUUCCUGGAAAUUAUGUAAAGGGGAUAGCCUGUGGAGGACGACACAGUGCGGUAAUCACAGAUGCUGGAGCAGUACUUACUUUCGGUUGGGGACUCUAUGGACAGUGUGGGCAAGGAAGUACAGAUGAUGAAUUAAGCCCGACGAGUGUAUCUUCCUUACUGGGCAUCAAGAUAGUGUCUGUUGCGGCAGGACUGUGGCACACAGUUUGCAUAUCAGCUGAUGGUGAUGUGUAUGCGUUUGGGGGGAAUCAGUUUGGGCAAUUGGGAACUGGUGGUGAUCAAGCAGAGACUCUCCCCAGGCUCUUGGAAGAUCCAAGUUUGGAGAAUUCGCAUGUAAAAGUUGCAUCGUGCGGAGCUCGUCACAGUGCCAUAAUUACAGAGGAUGGGAAAAUAUUCUGCUGGGGAUGGAACAAGUAUGGCCAGCUCGGCUUGGGUGAUGUGAUUGAUCGCAGUACUCCCUCUCAAGUUACUAUUGAGGGUUGUCGCCCAAAAAACAUUGUGUGCGGCUGGUGGCAUACCCUGCUUCUGGCUGAGUCAGCCAGCUGAGUACCUUGACACAUACCUCAGAACAGUUUUGUCAGGUUAGCAGUGUUUCUAAGUUGAUGUACCAUUUAAGUUAUAUGUAUAUGUACAUAAUCUAGCUCGUAUAGAUAUACAUAUACAUAUAUCCAUGCUCUGAUUCUUUCAUGGCUGAGGUUCACCAUGAUUAGGUUGACUGAAGAUGUUUUCUUUUUUUGGGGGGUCUGAAUCAAGAUGUUAUACAUAACUAGAUUCGUUGUAUAUAUUUGUAGAUCUCAAUAGUAAUUUUUUACUAUAUGGAAUUAAGAUGCCUGGAAAAGCAUAGAUUUGGGUUGUAAAA
Molecule: messenger RNA, 1893 nt
Organism: Gossypium raimondii (Peruvian cotton)
Lineage: Eukaryota; Viridiplantae; Streptophyta; Magnoliopsida; Malvales; Malvaceae
Product: ultraviolet-B receptor UVR8
Exons: 11
Coding region: 123-1580 (485 amino acids)
Source: RefSeq, a predicted model, not a curated record